AGACAGUUGAAACUAAUUAAAUGUCCAAGCUUCCCUCUUCUUUGUAGUGGUGGCAAAAAGAAUGUUUAAGUUGUUUGUUGACCCAAACUGAUACUUUUCAAAAUGAGAAUUACGAUUCAAGGAAUUCUAAUUUUGAUUUCAGUUUUACUUAUGUUUGAUACAACUGUUGCAACACAACUGCCGAUUUCUGUAAGUCAGAACGGAUAUAGUGGACUAACUGUGGCAAUUAGCAAUAAAAUCGCAGAAAAUGUCGCACUAAUUCAAAAAUUAAAGGAUUGGUUAACUGCAGCAUCAAGAGUACUAUACAAAGCUUCAAAAUAUCAAUUAUAUUAUAAAGAUGUCACCAUUGUUUUACCGAAAACAUGGUCAAUUCAAAGCAGUUACAAAAAGAUAUCGGGUCUAAAGUUCAACAGGGCGCACGUUAGAAUUGACGAAGAAAAUCCAGUUGUUGGAAAAGUGCCUUAUGUCUUUGGACAAACAGAAUGUGGAAAACCAGGACAAUAUAUGCAUUUGACGACAUACCUUUUAUUCGCUGGAGAAUUUGCUGGCUUUGGAGAAAUUGGCGAUGUAUUUCUCCAUGAAUGGGGUCAUCUCAGAUGGGGACUAUUUGACGAGUAUGCAUCUUUUGAGGAGGCGGGAUUAGAAUCACCAUCAGCAUUUUACUUAGACGAAGGAACAUGGAAACCAACAAGAUGUACAGAAGAAGUGACUGGAAGAAGCAUCAAUAUGUUUACCGGUGCUCCAUGUACAGUUACAGAAGAUGGUAUCCCAGAGAAAGAUUGUGUUUUUAUUGCUGACAAAGAUUCUUCCGCGACAGCUUCAUUGAUGGGUCAACAGAAUGUUCUUAAGAUGGAAGAGUUUUGUGAUACGGAUGAAUCAGGUACUGACAGUAAACUGCGUCAUAACAGUCAAGCACCGAAUAACCAGAAUAUCAAAUGUAACUCUAGAAGUGCAUGGGAAGUCAUGCAUGAACAUGAUGAUUUCAAAGGUAAUACCCCUGGAUCUCCAAGUAUUGAUACAACACCGGAUUUCACAAUAGAAGUAGAGACUGACCAACGAAUAUGUCUGCUUCUUGAUAUUUCCGGCAGCAUGAAAAAAAACGAAAGAAGUUCUAAAAUGUAUACAGCAGCAUCGAAUUUUCUAUUAAAUAUGGUAGCAGACGGAACCUCAGUUGCUGUUGCUACUUUUAAUAAUAAAGGAAGGAUUGUUCAUCAAAUGUUGACAAUAUCAAGCCAGUCUGAUCGUCAACAACUCGUUGCUAGUUUACCAACAACAACCGGAGGUACUACAUCUAUUGGUGCAGGACUGUUGGCUUGUAUUACGGCCUUAAACUCUACUAGUGAUGGUUUAGAAGGCUCGAUGAUUUAUCUUGUUACGGAUGGAGAGGAAAGUCGUGCGCCUUUCAUUGCUGAUGUCCAGCCAGACAUCACGACCAAUGGAGUUAUUGUUAAUACAUUAGCACUGGGGAAUGAGUCAGACACACAUUUAGGAGGGAUAUCACGGGCAUCAGGAGGGCAGAGUUUCUACUAUUCUGAAGAUGAAGACAGUACAGUUCUCACAGACGUGUUUGCUGCUGCAGUUGUAGAUACCAGCACUGACAUGCUAAUUCAGAUUGAAAGCAAGAGUUGUUCUCUGUCAUCAACACAGCCGUUUGAACAUUAUAUAACCAUAGAUGCAACAGUUGGAAGAGACACUAUAGUGCAAAUAUCUUCAAGUGAAAGUUAUGAUAUUGAUCUAUCAGUAACCGGCCCGGAUCAAACAAUAUACACAGAAACAAAUUCAACUUUUGGAAUUACUACCAUCAGAAUACCUAAUAUAGCACAGAGUGGAAGUUAUAAAGUUUCUGUAACAACUACAUCCAAUAGUAUGAUUCCUGCUGUUUUAAACAUACAGUCGAAGGUUAAAGUUCCAGGAGAAACAACAGCCAAACUAAGUGUUUGGUUGUCUGAUGAUACGCAUGUGUACGGUUCAGAUGCUACUACUGUUGUUUAUGUUGCAGUUUUGAAAGGGAUGGCACCCGUAUUGAAAUGUGAUGUAACAGCGAGCGUAGAGGGAUAUAAUGCUAGCUCCAUACAGCUCUAUGAUAAUGGAAUUGGUUCUGAUUCACGAGAAAACGAUGGAAUAUAUUCAGCUUAUGUAUUUUCUAAUAAUUUUGAACGAAAUGGGCGCCACACUCUCAAAAUAUCUGGCCAAAAUACAAACAACAGAGCAGAAAUACUAAAAUCAAAGCAAAAGAGUAAUACAUUGCCAUAUUACUCAGGUUUGACUACCGAAUUAGUUGGGAAUUUCCAGAGAGUAAUUCUAUCCAGUGAAAUAAGUGUAACCAACUAUAGUACUACUCCGUUGACAGAUAAUAUAAAACCAUCAAAAGUAACCACGCUUAAGUUAAAGUCUGUUCAGUUAAUGGGAGAUAAGUUACACAUUAAUUUACUUUGGAAGGCUAUUGGUGAUGAUCUGGACGUUGGUACAGCAUCUGAAUAUGACUUAAGAAUAUCAGACAGUUUCUCUAAAAUUAAACAACAACCUGAACAGUGUACCAAAUUAACUAACAACAUUCCAAUCCCAAAGUUAGCGGGAAGUACUGAACAACAUUUGAUUACAUUAGACGAUGACUCGCUUACUAAAUAUAUAGUUGUCAGAGCUAUAGAUGACGAAGGAAACAAGGGAGAUUAUUCUAACAUUGUUUCUGUUUCAAAGCUUACCGAUCCGGCUUGGAAUAGAGAAACUAUAAACACAGUUAAUCUAACUGGAACAUUCGUUUCUGGGGGUUUAGCGAUAGCGAUAUUGUUGGUAAUGUUGAUAUUAGGGCUUUGUUUAAAAGUUAGAUUGUCAAAGACAAACGAUCAGAAAAGGCUAAUUAAUGAAAAGAGAAAUCAAAAACAGAAAUCUGGUAAAAGAGGUUCUUCAAAAAAACACCAUAACCGAUAUGAAUACGAGAAUAGAAACAAUAUUGUAUAAUAGAAGCAAUAAAAACAACUUUGAAAAACUUAAUCAAACUCAUUCAUAUCAGUGAUUGCAUAUAAGCUUUUUGAUGUGAAAGAAAGUCGGUAUCAAUUAAGUGUUUAAUUUGUACAGUUUAUGUAAACAAGAAUGAAUGUCGAGAAUUGAGCAUGCUUCUUAUCACAUUUUUAUUUAUAAAAAUAACCGAAAA
Mytilus trossulus (common blue mussel) is the source of this 3151-nucleotide messenger RNA. RefSeq names its product calcium-activated chloride channel regulator 1-like. Bases 103 to 2958 code for a protein of 951 amino acids. The record is from RefSeq and is a predicted model, not a curated record. Lineage: Eukaryota; Metazoa; Mollusca; Bivalvia; Mytilida; Mytilidae. The transcript is spliced from 13 exons.